AUGAAACUUGGUCUGGAAGGUGUGAAAAGGGUUAAAAAGUUUUUCUAUCGCAUUCCAAUCACGGUGCUCCAGGAUACCGUGAAGUAUGAUUAUUUCACGAUCAGGAGUGAUGAGGACUUGCAGGUCAUGUUUCAUUGUCGCCGGCUGUUUUCCGAAGUGAGGACACCAGAGCUGUUGGCAAAGUUGGUUGAUGUGGUAUCCAGCUCGGGGGGUUCGAACCGGAAUACCAACACUUUAGCCACGGUUGUCAGUUCUAACUCUAGACCUGCCGUUGCUUCUUCCUCCGUCCCUGCGUACGAGCCACCCGUCCAGCCUGUCGCCUCCUCUUCGUUCGCUGUUGAUCUCAACGGUAGUGUUGGCGACGAAGUUGGAACAGGAGAAUUUAUACCGACCUCUAUACAGUGUGCUGCACCGGUUGAGGUUGGAGAUGGAUUGUUUGAUGAUCCAGAAGACGAUGAUGUCGAGCCGGAUAUGAUUGCUGAUGACAGUGGCGAUGAUAUUGGAGCGAGUCAGCCUGCAGGGGUGGGAGGUGGUUCUAGUUCUGGCACACAGCAGUACCCUCUAUAUUUUUCAUCUUUGGACCUGGAUGCCAUGAGACCUGACGGGGUACCUGGGAAGCAUGCUGGAUUUGGCGCUAGAGAUGCAGAAGGGUCUGCUGGUAUGACAGAGUUCCAGGUUGGUCAGCAAUUUCAGGAUAAAGAUGAGGCCCUUUUAAGUGUGAAGACUUACAGCAUCCGCCGAGGGGUACAGUACAAGGUAGUGGAGUCUGAUUAUCGCCGGUAUGUGGGCAAGUGUUCUGAGUUCGGGAAUGGGUGCACAUGGUUGAUUAGGCUGAGUCUCCGGCAGCGCAAGGGCAUUUGGGAGGUCAAACGGUACAAUAGACCGCAUACUUGUCUGGCCAGCUCCAUCUCCAGCGAUCACAGGAGUUUGGAUUAUCAUGUGAUAUCGGCCUUCAUUAUGCCAAUGGUUAGGGCUGAUGCAUCCGUCAGCAUCAAGGUGCUCCUAAAUGCGACGACCUCACACUAUGGGUUCAGGCCGACGUACAGGAGGGUCUGGUUGGCGAAGCAGAAGGCUUUUGCCGUCAUUUAUGGUGACUGGAAGAGUCGUACAACGAGCUCCCAAGGUGGGUGUUAG
Messenger RNA from Arachis stenosperma, 1134 nucleotides. RefSeq lists its product as uncharacterized. Bases 1 to 1134 code for a protein of 377 amino acids. The record is from RefSeq and is a predicted model, not a curated record. NCBI's taxonomy places the organism in Eukaryota, Viridiplantae, Streptophyta, Magnoliopsida, Fabales, Fabaceae. The transcript has a single exon.